Molecule: messenger RNA, 4989 nt
Organism: Adineta steineri
Lineage: Eukaryota; Metazoa; Rotifera; Eurotatoria; Adinetida; Adinetidae
Source: the annotation of a GenBank genome assembly
AUGGUGCUAAAUACAUUGUGGACACAAAUUGAAGUUGUCGAUUUAACCAACGACGGCACUGGACUUGGCUUUGGCAUUAGUGGUAAUAAGUCAACGGGUGUUGUUGUCAAAGCUAUAGUGCCCGGUUCGAUUGCCGAUAAAGAUGGUCGUAUUCAUACGGGUGAUCACUUGUUUCAAAUAAAUCAUGUCUAUGUACGGGGUAUGAGUUCGGAACAAGUAGCUGGGAUACUUCGACAAUGUCCUGAACAAGUUCGUCUUGUUGUUGCAAGAAGUGUACGUGAACCUACAACAGCAACAAAUAGUACACCAUCAACAUCUCAACGUCCUUCAUUAACAUCUGAAAAUCUUAUUCAAUCAAGAAAUCCUUCAUCACCAAUGAUUCUUGAUAAUGAUGGAAUUAUUAAUAAUUCACAAAAUAAAAUCAUUCUUCGCACUGAACGGUUACUUGAAAGCAAUCAUAAUUUAGAAAAAAUCCUUGAUAAUCUGCUCGAACAGUGUCAAACCGAAGAUGGAACUGAAAUAUUAGAUGUUACACUUGAAAAAGGUGAUGAUGGUUUAGGUAUAACUGUUGCUGGUUAUGUCAGUCCAGAUUCAACUAAUAAUGAUGCUAUUGCUGGUAUUUUCAUUCGUGAUAUAGCUGAAGAAAGUGUAUGUUCACGUGAUGGUCGUCUUGCAAUAGGUGAUCAAAUUAUUGAAGUAAAUGAACAAUCAUUAAAUGGAUUUUCAAAUGUUCAAGCACUUUAUUUAUUACAAAAUACAAGUUCAUCUGUACAAUUAAAAGUUCGACGUUAUCUUGAUGGUGUUAAACAUGAAAAAAUUAAAGAAAUGAUUUCACUCGAAUCCUCACAUCAAAUUGAAGAAAAAAUUGAAUUUCAAAAUCGAGCUAAUAUUAAUGACCAAAUAAAUCAAAAAUGGAUUAAAAGUCUUGGAAAUAAUUACGAUAUUGUUAUUAUUGACCUUUAUAAACCAGAUAAUGGUAGUCUUGGAAUAACGCUUGAAGGUACAAUUGAUGUUGAAAAUGGUGAAGAAGUUGGAGCACAUCAUUAUAUUCGAACAUUAUUAGCUGAAGGACUCAUUGGAAUAGAAGGAACAUUAAAACCUGGAGAUGAACUUUUAGAAAUUAAUAAUCAAAUUUUAUAUGGAAAAAAUCAUAUAAAUGUUAUUGAAAUUUUGAAACGUGUUAAACAUCAAAUAAAACUUGCUUGUGCUCGCCGUAAAAUACAACAAAUAAAUGAAGCAAAUGAAAAAUUAAAUUCAAAUCGUUCACGUUCAAUAUCAUUUGGUAAAACAACUGAAAUUGUUGUUAAAGCUAAAAGUAUGGGAACAUUACAUUCAGCACAUAAUUCAUUAACAAGAUCAAUGAAAACACGUUCAUUAGAAGUUAUUUCAAAUUUAGCUUUAUGGUCAACAUCAAUAGUAAAUAUUGAAUUAAAUAAAGGUGAACAUGGAUUAGGAUUUUCUGUACUUGAUUAUCAAGACCCAUCAAAUCCAAGUUAUUCACCUGUUAUUGUUAUACGAGCAUUAGUACCUGCUGGUGUCGCACAAUUAGAUGGAAGAAUUGUACCUGGAGAUCGUUUAGUUGCUGUUAAUGAUAUAACAUUAGAAAAUAUGAAUUUAGAUGAAGUUAUUAAAAUAUUAAAAUCAACACCGAAAGGUCCUGUGAAACUUAGCUUAUCAAAACCAUUACCAUAUCCAAAAUUCAAAAAUGAUGUUGAUGAUAAAAUAAUAACUGAUAGUGAUCAAGAUGUAAAUAAUAAUCGACGUUUAUCACGUAUUAGUAAAAGUAAAACAACAGCAGAAAUGACAAAUAAUCAUAAGCGUUCCGCAUCAAGUCAUCGUUCAUUAAAAUCUAAAUCAGCUGUCUCACCUGGUAUAUCAUUAUCUGCUCCAGCUAUUUUAAGUAGACAUGAAUAUAUAGCAACAUUAAUAAAUAAAGAAGAUUUAAUUAAAAAAACUGAACAACGAUCAUCGAGUGCUAAUUAUCGUAGUAAAACAUCGAAAAGAACUUUUUCAUCGAAAAAAACUCAAUUGAAAUCUGAAAAACAUCCUCAAUUGAAUAGUGAAGAAAAACCGAAAAUGCAUCAUUCAGAUUUAUCAUUAAUAAAUACUUAUAUUAAUUUACCCGAAUUUAUUGAUUUUCAGUCAGAUCAUCUUGUUCUACCUUCAUCAGUAAUAUUUCAUCGAUCUUAUGACCGUUUACGUAGUCCAGCAACUAUUCCCACAUCGAAAUAUAUUCGUCAAUCAAUUCUAUCUCAAACUACAUCAGUUAAUACAUCUACAAAACGUUUAUCUCGAUCAAGACAUUCAUGUGAUGCAACAAUUUAUUAUGAAAAACAACGGAAACAACAGAAAUAUUCUAAACGUUCACUCAUAAAUAAAGUUGAUUCCAUGUCAUGUUUUAAUGAAGCUGAUUUAAGUAGUGACGACACUCAUUUAAUUCGUUCAUGUUCAUUAUCAAAUCGAUUUCUAAGUCAAAAUCUUCGUCAAUCAACAGAACUUAUCCCUGAAGAUGUAUCAACAAUCGAUGAUAUUAAUCAAUUAGAUGAAUUCUAUGAUAAUAAUAUACCAUUAACAACUCAACCAAUUACAUGUGCUUCCCCAUCAAAACAAUCAUCUAGAAUGGCAUCACCUGCAUUAUCAACUAGUUCACAAUCAUCUGGACGUAUUAUUACAUUACUUAAUCAUGAAGUUAUACAAUUACCUGUUCAACUUGAACGUGAAAUACUCAUUAAACAUAAUUUCGAUCAACUCGCUCUAGUAGUCGAUGCUUCUAUUGAUGCAGGUGUUAAUGGAUGUUGUAUACAAUCAAUAGUUUCACCAUCAAUUGAAAUACCUUUAAAAAUUGGUGAUUUCAUAACAUCAAUUAAUAAUGAGAAUAUGAGAAAAAUUAGUAAUGCACAAGCACGUGCAGUUAUUCGACGUGCAUCUCUUAUUGGGUCAGAUAUCAGUAUCAUUUUUAUACCUGGUAAUGAAGCUAAACAAUUCAAAGAUCAAACACUUGAUUCCCAAGAAAUCUUAUCUAAAAAUCCCGAUCUUGACAUUGAAUUCAAUGAUGAUGAAUAUAUUUCUUCAAAUUAUAUUGAUAAUGAAAAUUUAUGUUCAACAUUAUGGGGUUCACCUCGAACUGUUAUUUUAUAUCGUGAUGAAAAUGUUAAAAGUUUAGGUAUAAGUAUUGUUGGUGGUAAAUUAGAUUUUUCUGGUCCUGGUAAUACAAUUGAAUCAUGUAUAUCUGGUAUAUUCAUUAAACAUGUUAUACCUGAUUCAUUAGCUGGACGUCAUAGUACAUUAAAAACAGGUGAUCGUAUACUUGAAGUGAAUGGUUAUAAUCUUCGUGAAGCAACACACGAUCAUGCUGUUGAAAUCAUACGUUCAGCACGAUCACCAAUUUAUUUUAUUGUACAAAGUUUACUUGACCCAUCAACUCAAACUUGUCAAAUACAACAAAAUGAAAAUAUGCGAAUACUUAAACAAUAUGAACAUUUAAAUGGUGAUGUUUUAUUUAUUGAUAUAAAAAGAAAUCCAAUAGAAUUAAAUGAACCUCUUGGUCUUUCACUUAUUGGACAUCGAAAUCAAGAUAAAUUAGCUGUUUUUGUUUGUGAUAUUCAAGCAAAUUCAUUACUUGAUCGUGAUAAUCGUCUACAAGUUGGAGAUCAAUUACUUCAAGUAAAUGAAGAAAGUCUUUUGGAAAAAUCACAUUCAACAGCAACAUCGGUUAUUAAAGCAAUGAAAUCUGAUACAUUAAAUUUUAUUGUACUUCGCAAUCCUGAUGCAAUUAAAGAGAUGGCUUUAAGAAGUCCGUAUGUAACUACACCACAGCAUAUUAUUAAUCAUAAUAAUGAACGUAAAGAUAACUAUGAUAGAUUAACAUCCGUUUUUCCACUUGUUAAACAUACACAUGAUGAUAACGAACAUAUGAAAAUGAAGAAAUCUCCUAAUCAAAUCAUAACAAUGAAUAAUAUUGAACAUAAUAAUGAUAUUUUAUCUGAUAAAAAACUUAUUUCUCCUAUUUUACCUAAUAAUAAUAAUCCUACGAUAUUUAGUACAAGAAGUGUUGAAUUAUUAUCAACACCAUCGGAUAUAUCACCAACUGAAAAUGAUAAAAAAGAUCAAGAAAUUGUUACUGAUGUUAUUCUACCAAUUGUUAGUAAACAAAGAAAAGAACUUAAUACAACAAUUAAUGGUACAUUUGUAUCACAUAUACCUAUGAUGUCAUCAUCAAGUUCGUCUUCAUCACUUUCAAUUCCAACUCCAACUCCCAGUCCUAUAUUAAAUGAACCAAAAAUUGAUAAACUUGAACCUAUUAUAAAUAAUAUUAAUCAAGCUGAAAAUGAUCUUCGUACGAAACCAAUUAUUGUUGGACAAGAAACUUUGAUUGAAAUUGAUCGUGAACAAUCGGGUCUUGGACUUUCAGUAGUCGGUGGAUCCGAUACACAAUUGUCAGGAAUUAUAAUUCAUGAUAUUUAUGAAGGAUGUGCUGCACAACGUGAUGGACGUUUACUUGUUGGUGAUCAAAUACUCGAGGUUAAUUCGAUUAAUCUACGUUCAGCAACACAUGAUGAAGCUAUUCAAGCAUUACGACAAUCAACAAAUAUAAUUCGCCUAAUGAUUUUACGUGGUGAAGUCGUGAAUGAAGAGGAUAAAUUUGAUAUAAUAACAGUUGAUUUAAUUAAAAAAUCUGGCAAAGGACUUGGUUUUAGUAUCAUUGGUAGACGACAUGGUUUUGGUGUAUUUAUAUCUCAUAUUAUUGAAAAUAGUUCGGCAGAAAAAGAUGGUCGACUUAUGUCUGGUGAUUUAAUUCUUGAAGUCAAUGGAAAAGAUUUACGUACAGCUGCAUAUGAACAAGUUGCUUAUACAUUAAAAACACUUCCACAUAGUCGUGUUUAUAUUAAAAUUGGUCGUCUAAAAGCUAAUGCUCGUCAAAAUUUAGUUUCAAAUGAACCUAAAAAUCGAUCACGUUCAUCAUCCGCUAAUAGAAUAAAUGAUAGAUAA